Molecule: messenger RNA, 22893 nt
Organism: Coregonus sp. 'balchen'
Lineage: Eukaryota; Metazoa; Chordata; Actinopteri; Salmoniformes; Salmonidae
Source: the annotation of a GenBank genome assembly
AUGCCAACGAUGAUCCCUCGUGUAGCCAGUAACCCAAGGAAUCUUGACCUUCUCCCUGACAUACCACCACCCAUCCUGGAGAUGGGUCAGCCGAGGGCUUGGUAUGAGAGAAAAAAUACAACUGUCUUUUUAAAAAGUGAGGUAGGGUCGUACAGGUUGUUUCUAGACGUAUAUUUUCCUCCCUCUCCCCAGGAUCUGGACAGCUAUUCUACAGACUGGAAUCCCAAUGUCUGCAUGCACACACGCAUAAGCAGACAUACACACUGAAUAGCAAUAGCUAACAAUUAGUUCCUAUAGUUUCUUGUAAAUAACAAUUACAAAUAACCACCAUUAUACAGUAUAGUAUUGUACAUUGUUAUUGUACAAUCUCCUCUACGCAAUUAAAUAAACCUAAUUUGCUUAUGAAUAGCAAUUGUAAAUAACCUCAUGUUAUUGAUAAUGUAUUGUACAGUCAUCUACUCAAUCCACCUGUAAAUAGACCUGAUGAAUACUUUGUCACUCAAGAAUGUUGUCUUCUGUCUAUAGUUACACACUGUCAAAUUAUUUGUUCUAUGAUUGUUUCAUAAUAAUUUUGCACUUACAGUAUUUCAACCUUUUUCUGUAACAUUUGUUUUUAUUAAACAGUGGGUUAGGGUUAGCGAACACAUACACAAAAACAAACAAAACAAUUAAAAAUACAUGGACAGAAUUCUCUAGAUCAGUCAGCCAAGAUCGAAUCCUUUAUACUGGCAAUUAGGGUCAGGGAAAGCAUCUCCGAUGCGCCACAUGCAGGAGCUUGGAAUAACAAUUCUGUGACCGUGCCGAAAAGUGCCAUGCUGUCAACAGAUUAACUGCCGGGAGCCAGCAUGCCUGUUCUCCGAAUGGUCUUCUCCCUGUUCCUCGCUCUCAUCCAGGGCUAACAGAUCAUUCCUGCAAACCCUGAUGUUCCUCAGGUUUCCAGGCUCCAGGCAGUAAGUGUAUAUGUGCGAUGUUAUACUGAUGCAGGUGUUUGGCCCUCCACCACAGCACUUCUUCUCAAUGUCAGUUGGCAUUUCACAGCACCUGCCACAGGUGCACCAAAAGGCACCUCCACCUCCCUUGUUGGCCUGGAUUAGAUAUUUUAUUUUUUAUUUCACCUUUUAUUUAACCAGUUAAGUUCUCAUUUACAACUGCGACCUGGCCAAAAUAAAGCAAAGCAGUGCGAUUUAAAAACAACAACACAGAGUUGCAUAUGAGGUAAACAAAACAUAAAGUCAAAAAUACAACAGAAAAUAUAUAUACAGUGUGUGCGAAUGUAGUAUAUUAUGGAGGUAAGGCAAUAAAUAGCCCAUAGUGCAAAAUAGUUAAUUUCGUAUUAACACUGGAAUGAUAGAUUUGCAAAAGAUGAUGUGCAAAUAGAUACUGGGGUGCAAAUGAGCAAAAUAAAUAACAAUAUGGAGAUGAGGUAGUUGGAUGGGCUGUGUACAGGUGCAGUGAUCGGUAAGCUGCUCUGACAACUGACGCCUAAAGUUAGUGAGGGAAAUAAGAGUCUCCAGCUUCAGAGAUUUUUGCAGUUCGUUCCAGUCAUUGGCAGCAGAGAGCUGGAAGGAAUGGCAGCCAAAGGAGGUGUUGGCUUUGGGGAUGACCAGUGAGAUAUACCUGCUGGAGCGCAUACUACGGGUGGGUGUUGCUAUGGUGACCAGUGAGCUAAGAUAAGACAGGGAUUUGCCUAGAAGUGAUUUAUAGAUGACCUGGAGCCAGUGGGUUUGGCGACGAAUAUGUAGUGAGGGCCAGCCAACAAGAGCGUACAGGUCACAAUGGUGGGUAGUAUAUGGUGCUUUGGUGACAAAAUGGAUGGCACUGUGAUAGACUACAUCCAAUUUGCUGAGUAGAGUGUUGGAGGCUAUUUUGUAAAUGACAUUGCCGAAGUCAAGGAUCGGUAGGAUAGUCAGUUUUACGAGGGCAUGUUUAGCAGCAUGAGUGAAGGAGGCUUUGUUGCGAAAUAGGAAACCGAUUCUAGAUCUAACUUUUGAUUAAGAUGCUUAAUGUGAGUCUGGAAGGAGAGUUUACAGUUUAACCAGACACCUAGGUAUUUGUAGUUGGCCACAUACUCUAGGUCAGACCCGCCGAGAGUAGUGAUUCUAGUCGGGUGGGCGGGUGCAAGCAGCGUUCGGUUGAAGAGCAUGCAUUUCGUUUUACUAGUGUUUAAGAGCAGUAGGAGGCUACAGAAGGAGUGUUGUAUGGCGUUGAAGCUCGUUUGGAGGUUUGUUAACACAGUGUCCAAUGAAGGGCCAGAUGUAUACAAAAUGGUGUCGUCCGCAUAGAGGUGGAUCCGAGCGUCACCAGCAGCAAGAGCAACGUCAUUGAUAUACACAGAAUAGUCGGACCACAUCAAAAAUGUUCUCUCCAGCAUCAUCAUCAAGACACCAUGCCUCUUUCUCUCCAACAGCUGUUCAAGAUGCACCUAAAGUUAAUGAGUACCAGAGGUGACAAUCUGGUCUAGAUUUGGUUUAGUCUAAUCAGACAUGGUGUAAUGUGGCUUACAAACCUCCACCUGUGCACGUCUAUCUUGACGACGAUGAUCAAUCCUCUCCCUGUCAGCCAGGGAUAUUUCCCCAAUUCUGCCCCUUCUAUCUCUCCUCCUGUUCGCUCCCCUGGCCCUGUUUGAUCCUCUUGCCCUGCUCGCUACAUGGGCCCCUGUCUCUUCACUGGCCCUCAGCAAUUCUCCAUGGACCCUUGGACCUCUGUCCCUGGCUCUCCUUCUCUGUGUAGACCUAUGUGUGCCAUGUUCAGGCAGCAGAUUCACCUAAAAGCAAUCAUUCAAGAAUCAGGAUCACCUUACCCGCCAAGUACAUUUACAUGUACAUUUACCAUGUUCACGGUAGGGGUGGUGCCAGGUUUCCUCCAGACGUGAAGCUUUGCAUUCAGGCCAAAGAGUUCAAUCUUGGUUUCAUCAGACCAGAGAAUCUUGUUUCUCAUGGUCUGAGAGUCCUUUAUGUUCCUUUUGGCAAACUUCAAGCGGGCUGUCAUGUGCCUUUUACUGAAGAGUGGCUUCCAUGGAGUGCUGCAGAGAUGGUUGUCCUUCUGGAAGGUACUCCCAUCUCCACAGAGGAACUCUGGAGUUCUGUCAAGGCCCUUCUCCCCCGAAUGCUCAGUUUGGCCGGGCGGACAGCUCUAGGAAGAGUCUUGGUGGUUCCAAACUUCUUCCAUUUAAGAAUGAUGGAGGCCACUGUGUUCUUGGGGACCUUCAAUACUGCAGAAAUGUUUUUGUACCCUUCCCCAUAUCUGUGCCUCGACAUAAUCCUGUCUCGGAGCUUUACGGACAAUUCCUUCGACCUCAUGGCUUGGUUUUUGCUCUGACAUGCGCUGUCAACUGUGGGACCUUUAUAUAGACAGGUGUGUGCCAUCCAAAUCAUGUCCAGUCAAUUUAAGGUGGAUUCCAAUCAAGUUGUAGAAACUUCUCAAGGAUGAUCAAUGGAAACAGGAUGCACCUGAGCUCAAUUUCGAGUCUCAUAGCAAAGGGUCUGAAUACUUAUGUAAAUAAGGUAUUUGUUUUUUAUUUUGAAUACGUUUGCAAAAAUUAAAAAAUAUCCUGUUUUAGCUGUGUCAUUAUGGGGUGUUGUGUGUAGGUUGAUGAGGAUAUAUAUUUUUUUUAAUAAGGCCCUAACGAAACAAAAUGUGGAAAAAGUCAAGGGGUCUGAAUACUUGUCGAAUGCACUGUGUGUAUAUACAGUGGGGAAAAAAAGUAUUUAGUCAGCCACCAAUUGUGCAAGUUCUCCCACUUAAAAAGAUGAGAGAGGCCUGUAAUUUUCAUCAUAGGUACACGUCAACUAUGACAGACAAAAUGAGGGAAAAAAAUCCAGAAAAUCACAUUGUAGGAUUUUUAAUGAAUUGAUUUGCAAAUUAUGGUGGAAAAUAAGUAUUUGGUCAAUAACAAAAGUUUCUCAAUACUUUGUUAUAUACCCUUUGUUGGCAAUGACACAGGUAAAACGUUUUCUGUAAGUCUUCACAAGGUUUUCACACACUGUUGCUGGUAUUUUGGCCCAUUCCUCCAUGCAGAUCUCCUCUAGAGCAGUGAUGUUGUGGGGCUGUCGCUGGGCAACACGGACUUUCAACUCCCUCCAAAGAUUUUCUAUGGGGUUGAUAUCUGGAGACUGGCUAGGCCACUCCAGGACCUUAAAAUGCUUCUUACGAAGCCACUCCUUCGUUGCCCGGGCGGUGUGUUUGGGAUCAUUGUCAUGCUGAAAGACCCAGCCACGUUUCAUCUUCAAUGCCCUUGCUGAUGGAAGGAGGUUUUCACUCAAAAUCUCACGAUACAUGGCCCCAUUCAUUCUUUCCUUUACAUGGAUCAGUCGUCCUGGUCCCUUUGCAGAAAAACAGCCCCAAAGCAUGAUGUUUCCACCCCCAUGCUUCACAGUAGAUAUGGUGUUCUUUGGAUGCAACUCAACAUUCUUUGUCCUCCAAACACGACGAGUUGAGUUUUUUCCAAAAAAUUCUAUUUUGCUUUCAUCUGACCAUAUGACAUUCUCCCAAUCCUCUUCUGGAUCAUCCAAAUGCACUCUAGCAAACUUCAGACGGGCCUGGACAUGUACUGGCUUAAGCAGGGGGACACGUCUGGCACUGCAGGAUUUGAGUCCCUGGCGGCGUAGUAUGUUACUGAUGGUAGGCUUUGUUACUUUGGUCCCAGCUCUCUGCAGGUCAUUGACUAGGUCCCCCCGUGUGGUUCUGGGAUUUUUGCUCACCGUUCUUGUGAUCAUUUUGACCCCACGGGGUGAGAUCUUGCGUGGAGCCCCAGAUCGAGGGAGAUUAUCAGUGGUCUUGUACGUCUUCCAUGUCCUAAUAAUUGCUCCCACAGUUGAUUUCUUCAAACCAAGCUGCUUACCUAUUGCAGAUUCAGUCUUCCCAGCCUGGUGCAGGUCUACAAUUUUGUUUCUGGUGUCCUUUGACAGCUCUUUGGUCUUGGCCAUAGUGGAGUUUGGAGUGUGACUGUUUGAGGUUGUGGACAGGUGUCUUUUAUACUGAUAACAAGUUCAAACAGGUGCCAUUAAUAGAGGUAACGAGUGGAGGACAGAGGAGCCUCUUAAAGAAGAAGGUACAGGUCUGUGAGAGCCAGAAAUCUUGCUUGUUUGUAGGUGACCAAAUACUUAUUUUCCACCAUAAUUUGCAAAUAAAUUCAUUAAAAAUCCUACAAUGUGAUUUUCUGGAUAUUUUUUUCUCAAUUUGUCUGUCAUAGGUGACGUGUACCUAUGAUGAAAAUUACAGGACUCUCUCGUCUUUUUAAAUGGGAGAACUUGCACAAUUGGUGGCUGACUAAAUACUUUUUUCCCCCACUGUAUACACCACACACACACUGAGUAUACCAAACGUUAGGAACACCUUCCUAAUAUUGAGUUGCACUUUUGCUUUCAGAACAGCCUCAAAUCAUUGGGGCAUGCAAGGUGUCGAAAGCGUUCCACAGGGAUGCUGGCCCUAUGCAUCCCACGGUUGUGUCAAGUUGGCUGGAUGUCCUUUGGGUGGUGGACCAUUCUUGAUACACAGGGGAAACUGCUGAGCAUUAAAAACCCAGCAGCAUUGCAGUUCUUGACACAAACCUGUAUGCCUGGCACCUUCUACCAUGCCCCGUUCAAAGGCACUUAAAUAUUUUGUCUUGCCCAUUCACCCUCUGAAUGGCACACACACAAUCCAUGUCUCAAUUGUCUCAAGGCUUGAAAAUCCUUCUUUAGCCUGUCUCCUCCCCUUCAGCUACACUGAUUUGAAGUGUACUUAACACGUGACAUCAAUAAGGGAUCAUAGCUUUCACCUGGAUUUACCUGGUCAGUCUGUCAUGGAAAGAGCAGGUUGUUGAUGUUUAUUUUACUCAGUGUGUAUAUAUAUAUAUUUUAAUGUAUCCAGGUUCACAGUGCAGACUGAACAGAGGUCCCCGUACCGAAUGGUUCGGUACAUAUACAGUACAUAUACAGUACAUGUACAGUGUGGGAAAAAAGUAUUUGAUCCCCUGCUGAUUUUGUACGUUUGCCCACUGACAAAGAAAUUAUCAGUCAUAAUUUUAAUGGUGGGUUUAUUUGAACAGUGAGAGACAGAAUAACAACAAACAAAUCCAGAAAAACGCAUGUCAAAAAUGUUAUAAAUUGAUUUGCAUUUUAAUGAGGGAAAUAAGUGUUUUACCCCUCUGCAAAACAUGACUUAGUACUUGGUGGCAAAACCCUUGUUGGCAAUCAUAGAGGUCAGACGUUUCUUGUAGUUGGCCACCAGGUUUGCACACAUCUCAGGAGGGAUUUUGUCCCACUCCUCUUUGCAGAUCUUCUCCAAGUCAUUAAGGUUUCAAGGCUGACGUUUGGCAACUCAAACCUUCAGCUCCCUCCACAGAUUUUCAAUGGGAUUAAGGUCUGGAGAAUGGCUAGGCCACUCCAGGACCUUAAUGUGCUUCUUCUUGAGCUACUCCUUUGUUGCCUUGGCCAUGUGUUUUGGGUCAUUGUCAUGCUGGAAUACCCAUCCACAACCCAUUUUCAAUGCCCUGGCUGAGGGAAGGAGGUUCUCACCCAAGAUUUGAUGCUACAUGGCCCUGUCCAUCGUCCCUUUGAUGCGGUGAAGUUGUCCUGUCCCCUUAGCAGAAAACCCCCCCCCAAAGCAUAAUGGUUCCACCUCCAUGUUUGACGGUGGGGAUGGUGUUCUUUUGUGUCAUAGGUAGCAUUCCUCCUCCUCCAAACACGGCGAGUUGAGUUGAUGCCAAAGAGCUCCAUUUUGGUCUCAUCUGACCACAACACUUUCACCCAGUUCUUUUCUGAAUCAUUCAGAUGUUCAUUGGCAAACUUCAGAAGGGCAUGUAUAUGUGCAUUCUUGAGCAGGGGGACCUUGCGGGCGCUGCAAGAUUUCAGUCCUUCACGGCGUAGUGUAUUACCAAUUGUUUUCUUGGUGACUAUGGUCCCAGCUGCCUUGAGAUCAUUGACAAGAUCCUCCCGUGUAGUUCUGGGCUGAUUCCUCACCGUUCUCAUGAUCAUUGCAACUCCACGAGGUGAGAUCUUGCAUGGAGCCCCAGGCCGAGGGAGAUUGACAGUUAUUUUGUGUUUCUUCCAUUUGCGAAUAAUCGCACCAACUGUUGUCACCUUCUCACCAAGCUGCUUGGCGACUGUCAUGUAGCCCAUUCCAGCCUUGCGUAGGUCUACAAUCUUGUCUCUCACAUCCUUGGAGAGCUCUUUGGUCUUGGCCAUGGUGGAGAGUUUGGAAUCUGAUUGAUUGCUUCUGUGGACAGGUGUCUUUUAUACAGGUAAAAAGCUGAGAUUAGGAGCACUUCCUUUAAGAGAGUGCUCCUAAUCCCAGCUCGUUACCUGUAUAAAAGACACCUGGGAGCCAGACAUCUCUCUGAUUGAGAGGGGGUCAAAUACUUAUUUCCCUCAUUAAAAUGCAAAUCAAUUUAUAACAUUUUUGACAUGCGUUUUUCUGGAUUUUGUUGUUGUUAUUCUGUCUCUAACUGUUCAAAUAAACCUACCAUUAAAAUUAUAGACUGAUCAUGUCUUGGUCAGUGGGCAAAAUUACAAAAUCAGCAGGGGAUCAAAUACUUUUUUCCCUCACUGUACCGUCACACCCCUAGUCAGGGAGUAUAGAAAAUUCCAAAACCAAUUUACUUUUGUAAAUAUUUACGGUGAGGAAAUAUAACACAUUUUCAGUGCGGCCCCACGGACCUCGUUGAAGAAUGUAUGCGGCCCUCGGGCAAAAUGAGUUUGACAUCGAUCUGAACAUUCUGUACAUUUCCAUUCUCCUUAACAGGCCCCAGGUGUAGAUAAUCAAGUCAAACCAAUCAACCAAUAAUUAUUUUUGCAGAUGAGUAUAAAUAACUGACACUCAACUUCUGUAUCACUCUUUCAACAUGCAAAUGAAAAGGCCGAAAGCUGCAAUUAAUUUAUGAUGCCUGAAAAUACUGCGGAGACAUUCAAAGCCAUUUGCAAACAGGAGGUUGGAUGCUCAGAAAACCAACUUCAAACCUCUUUGUCCAUCUGAUUGUUCUUGUUUCAAACACACUAUACCACCUCUAAAGGGAUAGUUUACUCAGAAUACAAAUUUACAUCACCUUGGCUGUAGUUGAUUCAAGAAGGCAGUUUUGGGAUAUUUAGUUAGCUUAGACGAGUGGUCCCAACCUUUUCUGAGUCAAGAUCACUUUCAUUUUUUUUUUUAAACACUACUUCUGUAGCAAUGAGGUUUGUGCAGUAGGCUGUAGGCCCAAUACAUUAUCACUGCAUAUUGGCUAUGCUUGAACUGCCCUGCCAAUGUUCUUCUCAGACCAUUUUGAAAUUAUAUUUAAAAAUGUAUGGUAUAUGAUCACACUGGUAGUAGAUUAUUUCUUGUGAGGCACAGCUGUGCGAGCAUAAUCAUUUGCUUAUUUUUUUUACCAGACUGAUGGCCUGCAACUGAUGGUCAGUCUGAGGGGAGGGAGCAGCUGUGAGGCUGCCUCACACUACUCACCGUCCCUCCUCUCUCCCUCCCGCUGCUGAGAAAAGGGGACACAGUCUUCCAGCUGGUGGCGAAACUUAAGGCAUUACUUCUGCCGGGCACCAAUUCAUGUUACUCCUAUGACCAGAGAAAGUGAAAUAUUCCUCUAUUAAAGACUCAAGCUGCAAAUGAUAACACAAGCUUAUCGAAACGUGAAUUUUUUUGGCUUAUUAAACUGUUGAACAAAGUGUUGACAGUGCUGAGUAACUUAAACAUGAACAUGAACUUACUCAUAAAAGUCUUGGAUUUAAAAGUUAUGAAAUCUACAUUAUCAACUUUGCUGUGCGUAGGCCUAUAGGUGCACUUGAUUUGAUCUCUGGGUCUGCUGGGUAGGCAGAGUUCUACCUUCAGACACAUGUAAUGGUUCAAAAUGGGAACACUUUGCCUUCCCGGCGCUAGGGCUGCUGAAUCAAGUGCACCUGCCAUCAACAGCGCUAAAUGAAUACAAAAAAAUGGAACGCAAAGCUUUAUCAUUGGGGUUUUCACAGAAAUGUUUGGUGAUCGACUAGGAAUGGCUUGGAGAUCAACCAGUCGAUCGCGGUCGACUGGUUGGUGACCACUGCCUUAGACCCUUAACAGCCAUAUUUUAACAGUUAGCAUUCUGUGACAUAAAAAUUAGUUCCUGUGUAAUAACACUGUAAUUACUUUUAGAGCAUAUUUUAUUAGCAUGUUAUGUAAUACUUGGGCAAUUGCAUUUUAAUUGCAUAGCAAUGAGUUGGGAGUUUUUAACUAUUGUACAUGAGGAAUAGUGACUUUUCCUUAUUCUACUUGUGUAAUAACUCCAUAAUUAAAGCAAUUAUGAAGCAAUUUCUAAGGUCCUAUGUAACAAUGUUGCUGUUGUAGAAAACAAAGUUACUGUAUUACCUUAUGUCUCACUCAUUAUGGUGUAUAUCUUAGUCAUUUAGAAAAUGCACAAGUGUUCUACUCUAAUCUUGAGAUGAGUCCAUUUCCCUCACAAACUGAUUGCCUAGAUCUAGCUUAAAGAAACAAUAAACGUUCUCCCCUCCCCUGUUUUGGUAAAAAGCUGAGGGAUGGGGCUGGAGAAAUGUAAUCACUCAAAUGCAAGGACUGACCAUCCAUGAUAUCAACAUUAUAGUUUUAAUCAUGUUUUGAGGCUACAUAGUGUUACAUUUACUAAAUGUUUUUUACAAACAGAGUAAAACAAGCUUAUAUUUUGGUUUCUGAUGUUGUACGGCAGUUGAACUAAGCUCAUGAGGCAUUUAUAUGUUUCAUUCUUCAAGAAUCAAGUGGUACAUGUCAUUCAUUUAUAAGUCAAAAAAUGUAUGUAGCAACUGCAGAUUGCCUCUUUAAUGCCUGAAAGUGACCUGUAUCUGAUUUUUGUUUUGGCCAACAACAACAAUCCUAUUGGGUUUUACAGUCAUUGUUUUCCAUUAUUUUGAUCGGUAAGCAUGUUUGAAUUAGCAUUAGCAUGAUGUUUUUUGAUUAGCAUGUUUACAUUUUUUUCUUUAUUAAGUAUUUAAUUGUAGGCUAUAUAUUAAGAUUUAUAUCUGAAAGCGCUCCAAACAAUGUGCUAAGGAUCAUACAGUGCAUUAGGAAAGUAUUACGUUACAGCCUUAUUCUAAAAUUGAUUAAAUAAAAACAUGUCCUCAUCAAUCUACACACAAUACCCCAUAAUGACAAAGCGAAAACAGGAUUGUAGAAAAACAGAAAUACCUUAUUUAUAUAAGUAUUCAGACCCUUUGCUAUGAGACUCGAAAUUGAGCUCAGGUGCAUCCUCUUUCCAAUGAUCAUCCUACAGAUGUUUCUACAACCUGAUUGGAGUCCACCUGUGGUAAAUUCAAUUGAUUGGACAUGAUUUGGAAAGGCACACACCUCUCUACAGUGAGGGAAAGUGGCCUAGCCAGUCUCCAAACCUUAAUCCCAUAGAAAAUCUGUGGAGGGAGCUGAGGGUUCGAGUUGCCAAACGUCAGCCUCGAAACCUUAAUUACUUGGAGAAGAUCUGCAAAGAGGAGUGGGACAAAAUCCCUCCUGAGAAUGUAUGACCUCUGUGAUUGCCAACAAGUGUUUUGCCACCAAGUACUAAGUCAUGUUUUGCAGAGGGGUCAAAUACUUAUUUCCGUCAUUAAAAUGCAAAUCAAUUUAUAACAUUUUUGACAUGCGUUUUUCUGGAUUUUUUUGUUGUUAUUUUGUCUCUCACUGUUCAAAUAAACCUACCAUUAAAAUUAUAGACUGAUUAUGUCUUUGUCAGUGGGCAAACGUACAAAAUCAGCAGGGGAUCAACUACUUUUUUCCCUCACUGUAUAUAAGGUCCCACAGUUGACAGUGCAUGUCAGAGCAAAACCAAGCCUUGAGGCGAAGGAAUUGUCCGUAGAGCUCCGAGACAGGAUUAUGUCGAGGCACAGAUCUGGGGAAGGGUACCAAAAAAUGUCUGCGGCAUUGAAUGUCCCCAAGAACACAGUGGCCUCCAUCAUUCUUAAAUGGAAGAAGUUUGGAACCACCAAGAGUCUUCCUAGAGCUGGCCAAACUGAGCAAUCGGGGAGAAGGGCCUUGGUCAGGGAGGUGACCAAGAACCCGAUGGUCACUCUGACGGAGCUCCAGAGUUCCUCUGUGGAGGAGAUGGGAGAAUCUUCCAGAAGGACAACCAUCUCUGCAGCACUCCACCAAUCAGGCCGUUAUGGUAGAGGGGCCAGACGCAAGUCACUCCUCAGUAAAAGGCACAUGUCAGCCUGAUGAAACCAAGAUUGAACUCUUUGGACUGAAUGCCAAGCGUCACGUCUGGAGGAAACCUGGCACCAUCCCUACAGUGAAGCAUGAUGGUGGCAGCAUCAUGCUGUGGGGAUGUUUUUCAGCGGCAGGGACUGGGAGAGUAGUCAGGAUCGUGGGAAAGAUGAACGGAGCAAAGUACAGAGAUCCUUGAUGAAAACCUGCUCCAGAGCUCUCAGGACCUCAGACUGGGGCGAAGUUUCACCUUCCAACAGGACAAUGACCCUAAGCACACAGCCAAGACAACGGUCCCCAUCCAACCCGACAGAACUUGAGAGGAUCUGCAGAGAAGAAUGGGAGAAACUCCCCAAAUACAAGUGUGCCAAGCUUGAACAUUUUUUAUUUAAUCAAUUUUAGAAUAAGGCUGUAACGUAACAAAAUGUGAAGGGGUCUGAAUACUUUCCGAAUGCACUGUAUAUUUAGACUAAUUAAACUAACUUCAAGUAUUUGACCUGCCAUCAAAUAAAUAUUUGUUUUUGUUUUCAAAUAACUUGCAUAUAUUGAAAUACCUUCAAAUAUGAUUAGUAUUUCUGAGACCUGUAUUUGAAUAUCAAAGUAAAUAAUUGCCUUUAGUUAAUUCUCCAUAUUCGACUACCAUUUGACAAAUAAGUUAUUUUUUACAAAUAAACUACAAAAUACAACUAAUUUUCUUCCCAGGUCUGUUAUGCUCACAUCUGAGUAAUCUAAAAUGAAACUUCUUUAGACAUGGCACUAGGAUUCACUCAGAGUUCUGUGCAUUUAGUUUUGUGUUAUCAUCGGUGCUAGACUUGGGCCAGAACACACCAGUAUGGAGUAUCAGUACCUCAAAUUUCUUACUGCAUAAGUACUGGCUUAAAAACGUUGCCUAAAUGGUAUCGGCACCCAAAAUUGGUAUGACACCUAUUUCAGUCAACUUCAAGCAUAGGUUAUCGUGUUGAUGUAAGUCUGAGAAAUUGUGUGUUUGCUUGCAGUAACUCAGACGAUGAGUCCGGGCAUGGGUCAGGUUCCGGUUCGGGCUCAGGCUCCAGUUCCAGCAGCAGCAGUAGUAGUAAUUCAGACAGUAGCUCAGGAAGCGGCUCGGAUUCUGGCAGCCAGUCCGAUUCCGACUCGGAGAAAUCCAAGGAGAAGAACGAACCGGAAAGCAAAGCCAAGAUCGACGGGGCCGAGGUAGGAAUACCGACAUUCAACUGAAACCCCUGGCAUACAUGAAAUGUGAUUUUUAGAUUCAUUCACUGCAGUUUGCACAAUGUGAUACUGCCAGGUUGAAGUGAAAGAGUUCAGAUUGGACAUUUCAAACAACAUUUUAGAUCUCGGGCUGUAAGUAUCAAGCAUCUGAGUAGGAGUGCUGAUCCAGUACCAGGUCUCUCCUGUCCUUGUACUCAUUGUGAUAUAAAAUACAAAAUAUAUCCUAAAUAUGUUCUUCUACUCUGAGACGAUUGAUACAUAUGACCUUGGUCAACAGCCCCAUUAUGUAUUUCUGAUUUAACUAGAACUGUGUACUGUCCACAGGUGAACUGUCGUUGACUUACGGAUAACUCUGCCCUAUCUUAAUUCUAGUUUUGGAAGUCCAACCCAAGUAUCCUAGCAGUGCAAAGGUCCGCUAUGCUCAGGAAACAGCAACUCCAGCUGCAACAACAACAGAGCUCUUCUAACAGCGGAUCGGUGGGUGGUGUUGUCAAUCAUUUUACUUGCGGUCUUGACAUUCAGGUAAAUUUGCCAGUGGCACACCAGGCCAGUAGCAAGUGAAAACUACUGUCCCGAAUGAGUAAAUUACUGGCCCGGGCCAAAAUCACAUGAAAGCAAGUUAUGCACACAGAAUUUCAAUCAUGGGUGAUUUCAUGUUUCAUUUGCAGUCUGGGCAAGUACCUUUUUAUAGCCUGUAGCCAACCAUACGAUCUGAUAUUUAAACGGAUUGUUUGGAAAACAAAAAUAAAACCAUCCACCCUCUCAAUUACAUUAUUGAUCAUAGUAUGUUACUGGAAAAACGUAUGUGUUAUGGCUUUACACCCCCUGCUAUAUUGUGGAUAAAGUUACCUGUCUAACAGAACACAGAGGGUGUUCUUUAAUGGAGGCUUCUCAAACAAAAUCCAGGUAGAAUCAGGAAUUCCCCAGGGCAGCUGUCUAGCUGUUUUUUUUUUCAAUCUUUACUAACAACAUGCCACUGGCUUUGAGUAAAGCCACCACCAUGCUUCACCGACAGGAUGGUGCCAGGUUUCCUCCAGACGUGACACUUGGCAUUCAGGCCAAAGAGUUCAAUCUUGGUUUCAUCCGACCAGAGAAUCUCAUGGUUUGUCAUGGUCUGAGUGUCCUUUAGGUUCCUUUUGGCAAACUCCAAGCGGGCUGUCGAGCCUUUUACUGAGGAGUGGCUUCCGUCCGGCCACUCUACCAUAAAGGCAUGAUUGGUGACGUGCUUCUGGAAGGUUUCUCCCAUCUCCACAGAGCAACUCUGGAGCUCUGUCAGAGUGACCAUCAGGUUCAUGGUCACCUCCCUGACCAAGGCCCUUCUCCCCCGAUUGUUCAGUUUGGCCAGGCGGCCAGCUCUAGGAAGAGUCUUGGUGUUUCCAAACUUCUUCCAUUUAAGAAUGAUGGAGGCCACUGUGUUCUUGGGGACCUUCAAUACUGCAGAAAUGUUUUUGUACCCUUCCCCAGAUCUGUGCCUCGACAUAAUCCUGUCUCGGAGCGCUACAGACAAUUCCUUCGACCUCAUGGCUUGGUUUUUGCUCUGACAUGCACUGUCAACUGUGGGACCUUUAUAUAGACAAUUGUGUGCCUUUCCAAAUCAUGUCCAAUCAAUUGAAUUUACCACAGGUGGACUCCAAUCAAGUUGUAGAAACAUCUCAAGGAUGAUCAAUGGAAACAGGAUGCACCUGAGCUCAAUUUUCGGGUCUCAUAGCAAAGGGUCUGAAUACAUAUGUAAAUAAGGUAUUUCUGUUUUAUUUUUAAUACGUUUGCAAAAAUUUCAAGAAACCUGUUUUCACUUUGUCGCUAUGGGUUAUUGUGUGUAGAUUGAUGAGGAAAAAUGUUUUAGUUUUUUUAACAUUUUAGAAUAAGGCUGUAACGUCGCGACCGGGAGACCCAUGGGGCGGCGCACAAUUGGCCCAGGGUAGGGGAGGGAAUGGCCGGCAGGGAUGUAGCUCAGUUGGUAGAGCAUGGCGUUUGCAACGCCAGGGUUGUGGGUUUGAUUCCCACGGGGGGCCAGUAUGAAAUAAAACAAAUACAAAUAAUAGUUAUGUAUGCACUCACUAACUGUAAGUCGCUCUGGAUAAGAGCGUCUGCUAAAUGACUAAAAUGAAAAAUCAAGGGGUCUGAAUACUUUCCAUAUCCACUGUAUGAAACCAUUUAAAAUGUAAUAUUUCCCUCCAGAAAUGAGCCCAAUAACAUAUUGAUGAAAAGUAAUAUAUUUAGGGCCUGUACCUGGUCCAUAUUGCAGGCAGGUGUGCUAUUUUAGCAAUAAGCAUUAUCACAUGUAGCCUGAUGCAGCAUAGUGGCUACAUGGGCUAAUCAUUAACAAGAUCAGGCUUGUUGCAUAUUUAAUGUCCUAAAAAAUUCCCAUUGCCACUAGCCUAAUAAAAUCAUGUGAUUUCUUGUGUUUUAUAAGUGAAUAUAGUCCUACCGUUUUAAGCACUUGAAUGGCCGUGAACUUUUUUUAUUGUCAUGCCAGACACUCUGCCAAUUGCAGAAACAUUUUAGUUGAGAAAUAAAUAAAUCAGCACUGGAAGCUGGGAUCCCGCUCUUUUCAAUAAUUACCAUUAAAACUGUUGGCUUUUCCCGAGAUUGCAUUUAGGAAUGUUGCGCAGUGACUGGGCUUAUUAGAACACAUUUCUUUCCAUGCAGCAAUCAUCUGUAUGAGAAGUUGCGCGCUCUUGCCACCCGACAGUUGAUAUUCCGCUAAUAAAUAAACGACAUAGCUCAUUAACAGCUUCGAGAAUUGCUCUGUUUUUUAUGCAAUUAUAUAGACUACAGAAUAGCAUUAUUACAAUAUUGAUUAAAACAUUUCUGUAUUUUUUAACCAAGUGAUUUGUGUAAAUCUUUCUUUGCUAAUAAUGACAUUGCUGUGUAGGAUGUCUAAUAUAAAAGACUGAAAAGCAGGUGGAGAACUUUUAUUCUGUGAUUGGGGAAUGUGUGUGCCGAUGUUAAACUAUGCAGGUCUUGCGCGAGUAUCCAGGCCGUACUGAGGCGUGGCUCACUCGAGACCGAGAGGAAAGGCUUUGACAUUCUUGCCUCUGCUUGGAAACUGAAUGCUGGUUGAAAACAAGUGUGAAGUGUCAGAUGUCGGGGAGAUUGUGAAGGAUUAAAUAUAAAUAUACAUAAUUUUCUGUUUUGGUGUUUGAAAAUGUUCUGGCCCAAGCGGGCCAUAUGAAGCUUGAUUAGAUAUUGCCAGGCCAGCGGGCAGCCCUGAAUUUCAAGCCCUGUACUUACAGUGGCUUGCGAAAGUAUUCACCCCCUUGGCAUUUUUCCUAUUUUGUUGCCUUACAACCUGGAAUUAAAAUUGAUUUUCUGGGGGUUUGUAUCAUUUGAUUUACACAACAUGCCUACCACUUUGAAGAUGCAAAAUAAAAUAAAAAGUGAAACAAACAAGAAAUAAGACAAAAAACUGAACUUGAGCGUGCGUAACUAUUCACCCCCCCCAAAGUCAAUACUUUGUAGAGCAAUUACAGCUGCAAGUCUCUUGGGGUAUGUCUCUAUAAGCUUGGCACAUCUAGCCACUGGGAUUUUUGCCCAUUCUUCAAGGCAAAACUACUCCAGCUCCUUCAUGUUGGAUGGGUUCUGCUGGUGUACAGCAAUCUUAGUCAUACCACAGAUUCUCUAUUGGAUUGAGGUCUGCGCUUUGAUUCCAAGACAUUUAAAUGUUUCCCCUUAAACCACUCAAGUGUUGCUUUAGCAGUAUGCUUAGGGUCAUUGUCCUGCUGGAAGGUGAACAUCCGUCCGAGUCUCAAAUCUCUGGAAAACUGAAACAGGUUUCCCUCAAGAAUUUCCCUGUAUUUAGCGCCAUCCUUCAAUUCUGACCAGUUUCCCAGUCCCUGCCGAUGAAAAACAUCCCCACAGCAUGAUUCUGCCACCAGGAUUGUGUUCUCGGGGUGAUGAGAGGUGUUGGGUUUGCGCCAGACAUAGCGUUUUCCUUGAUGGCCAAAAAGCUCAAUUUUAGUCUCAUCUGACCAGAGUACCUUCUUCCAUAUGUUUGGGGAGUCUCCCACAUGCCUUUUGGCGAACACCAAAAGUGUUUGCUUAUUUUUUUUCUUUAAGCAAUGGCUUUGUUCUGGCCACUCUUCCGUAAAGCCCAACUCUGUGGAGUGUAUGGCUUAAAGUGGUCCUACGGACAGAUACUCCAAUCUCUGCUGUGGAGCUUUGCAGCUCCUUCAGGGUUAUCUUUGGUCUCUUUGCUGCCUCUCUGAUGAAUGCCCUCCUUGCCUGGUCCGUGAGUUUGGGUGGGCGGCCCUCUCUUGGUAGGUUUGUUGUGGUACCAUAUUCUUUCCCUUUUUUUAAUAAUGGAUUUAAUGGUGCUCCGUGGGAUGUUCAAAGUUUCGGAUAUUCUUUUAUAACCCAACCCUGAUCUGUACUUCUCCACAACUUUGUCCCUGACCUGUUUGGAGAGCUCCUUGGUCUUCAUGGAGCUGCUUGCUAGGUGGUGCCUCUUGCUUAGUGGUGUUGCAGACUCUGGGGCCUUUCAGAACAGGUGUGUAUAUAUACUGAGAUCAUGUGACAGAUCAUGUGACACUUAGAUUGCACACAGGUGGACUUUAUUUAACUAAUUAUGUGACUUCUGAAGGUAAUUGGUUGCACCAGAUCUUAUUUAGGGGCUUCAAAGCAAAGAGGGUGAAUACAUAUGCGCGCACCACUUUUCCGUUAUAAAUUUUUUAGAAAUAAAUAUUUUUUCAUAUUAAAUAUUUUUUUAAUUUCACUUCACCAAUUUGCACUAUUUUGUGUAUGUCCAUUACAUGAAAUCCAAAUAAAAAUCCAUUUAAAGUACAGGUUAUAAUGCAACAAAAUAGGACAAAUGCCAAGGGGGAUGAAUACUUUUGCAAGGCACUGUACAUCACUGUUCAUUGGCAAAGGUGUAUUCUUAUUUGGCUCAAACUCUGUAAAAACCGGAGAUUUUUCAUCUAAAAGUUGGAAUGAAAUGUCGCUCAGUUUUAUAGCUUGGUGUUUGGUGGUAGUAAUUUUUCUCGGGCAUUCUUUCAUUUGACGGUUUUCAUUGAUUGGGAAACUCAUUAUUUUGUGCUAGUAUAGGAUAUAACGCACAAUAUUUCACCUAGGUAGGCCAGCACAAUAUUUGUUUUUUGGGACUUUUUUGUGUUUUUAUAAUCGUUUUUCCAUUGCUUUUCAGGAUUCGUCCAGCAGUGACAAUUCAGAUGACUCAUCAGGUGGAAAGAGAAGAAAGUUAGUUGUGCUCCCCGACAUAAAAUCAAUUGCGCUGUAGACUGACUGUUCAUUGGUAUAAUGCUUCUCUCCAUCCAUCUUUAGAUCAGGUUCUGGAUCGUCCUCCAGGUCUGGAUCAGGGUCCGUGAGUGGUUCCGGCUCUGACUCAUCAGCACAGGAACAGGCGCGCAGCGAAGAGUCCGACAAUUACCACCCCAGUCACAAAGUCAAAAGUAGAAAGCCUCCAACCAAGUAAGUGUUUGGUUUUUCCUUUGAAAGCUGUUUCAUGCCAAUACAAUAAUGACUAUUUCUAUCAUCACAUUAAGACUUCUACUUUUCACCCUUUCAAUGUGGAAAUAGUCAAUUUUCAAUUUAAGUUCCUUUAUCGCCUCAUACCUAUUAGGUCCAUUGUUGUCUUGGAUCAGUUUGAUUUAGCACUAGUAUCAGCAUGGUAACUAUUUCUGUAUGCAAACCAAUCCUUUUAGAAUGGAUGCUCAGCAACAAUUUAUCAAUUAGACUCUCAAUGCACACUGACACUAAAGAUCUAAAUGACCUUUUCUAAUGGGAGACGAGAGUUUACACUCUCUCAGCCAUUGGCCAGAACCCUGAUGGAUUGCAAUGCAUUAUCAAAUUAAAUGUUGGGUCCAUAUGUUGGAGCACCACUGUCUGGUACUGUGCAACUCUAAUAUUCUCAAAGCAAUCGCCCAGAAGUCAUGCGUCCGUCCACUCUCUCCCUUCAGGGCAAACACCAGAAACGAGAAGAAGAGCAACGUGCAGAGGAAAAAGCCCUCGGCGGGCUCGUCAUCGGACGACGGCAAGAAAUCGUCAUCGAACCAGGGGCCCAGGCGCCAGGCCACGCAGAACGUCAGCUACAAGGAGGACGACGAGGCGAAGACAGACUCAGACGACCUGGUGGAGGUGUGCGGGGAGGACGUACCCCCGCCGGAUGAGAAUGAGUUUGAGACCCUGGAGCGAGUGAUGGAGACGCGGCUAGGGAGGAGAGGAGGUAAGGAGCAAAGCUAUGUAUUGUGGAACCCGGGUUCAAAUUACAGGGGUGUUGGCGAGGCCAGGCACUGCCAUAACAAAUCAUGGUCACCUCAAAAAAAUAUAUGAAUAUAAACUGUUAUUUUGAUGAUAUGCCCAUGCACGCCAUAACAAGUCAGGGCACCCCCCCCCCAUAACCAUGCAAAGAUUAACGUGGGCACAUACAGUGGGGAGAACAAGUAUUUGAUACACUGCCGAUUUUGCAGGUUUUCUUACUUACAAAGCAUGUAGAGUGUCUGCAUGUCUGUAAUUUUUAUCAUAGCUACACUUCAACUGUGAGAGACAGAAUCUAAAACAGAAAUCCAGAAAAACACAUUGUACGAUUUUUAAGUAAUUAAUUAGCAUUUUAUUGCAUGACAUAAGUAUUUGAUCACCUACCAACCAGUAAGAAUUCCGGCUGUCACAGACCUGUUAGUUUUUCUUUAAGAAGCCCUCCUGUUCUCCACUCAUUACCUGUAUUAACUGCACCUGUUUGAACUCGUUACCUGUAUAAAAGACACCUGUCCACACACUCAAUCAAACAGACUCCAACCUCUCCACAAUGGCCAAGACCAGAGAGCUGUGUAAGGACAUCAGGGAUAAAAUUGUAGACCUGCACAAGGCUGGGAUGGGCUACAGGACAAUAGGCAAGCAACUUGGUGAGAAGGCAACAACUGUUGGCGCAAUUAUUAGAAAAUGGAAGAACUUCAAGAUGACGGUCAAUCACCCUCGGUCUGGGGCUCCAUGCAAGAUCUCACCUCGUGGGGCAUCAAUGAUCAUGAGGAAGGUGAGGGAUCAGCCCAGAACUACACGACAGGACCUGGUCAAUGACCUGAAGAGAGCUGGGACCACAGUCUCAAAGAAAACCAUUAGUAACACACUACGCCGUCAUGGAUUAAAAUCCCCCUGCUCAAGCCAGUGCAUGUCUAGGCCCGUCUGAAGUUUGCCAAUGACCAUCUGGAUGAUCCAGAGGAGGAAUGGGAGAAGGUCAUGUGGUCUGAUGAGACAAAAAUAUAGCUUUUUGGUCUAAACUCCACUCGCCUUGUUUGUGGAAGAAGAAGGAUGAGUACAACCCCAAGAACACCAUACCAACCGUGAAGCAUGGAGGUGGAAACAUCAUUCUUUGGGGAUGCUUUUCGGCAAAUGGGACAGGACGACUGCACCGUAUUGAGGGGAGGAUGGAUGGGGCCAUGUAUCGCGAGAUCUUGACCAACAACCUCCUUCCCUCAGUAAGAGCAUUGAAGAUGGGUCAUGGUUGUUUCUUCCAGCAUGACAACGACCCGAAACACACAGCCAGGGGAACUAAGGAGUGGCUCCGUAAGAAGCGUUUCAAGGUCCUGGAGUGGCCUAGCCAGUCUCCAGACCUGAACCCAAUAGAAAAUCUUUGGAGGGAGCUGAGAGUCUGUAUUGCCCAGCGACAGCCCCGAAAUCUGAAGGAUCUGGAGAAGGUCUGUAUGGAGGAGUGGGCCAAAAUCCCUGCUGCAGUGUGUGCAAACCUGGUCAAGACCUACAGGAAACGUAUGAUAUCUGUAAUUGCAAACAAAGGGUUCUGUACCAAAUAUUAAGUUCUGCUUUUCUGAUGUAUCAAAUUUCAUGCAAUAAAAUGCAAAUGAAUUACUUAAAUAUCAUACAAUGUGAUUUUCUGGAUUUUUGUUUUAGAUUCUGUCACUCACAGUUGAAGUGUACCUAUGAUAAAAAUUACAGACCCCUACAUGCUUUGUAAGUAGGAAAACCUGCAAAAUCGGCAGUGUAUCAAAUACUUGUUCUCCCCACUGUAGGUGUGAAUUGCAGUGAAUGUAUCAUUCGAACCCUACCCGCUCCCAUACUUGUACUCACACUCAUUAUUUUCCCCCCAAAGCAACGGGAGGCACCACCACAGUGUACGCAGUGGAGGCAGACGGAGACCCCAACGCCAACUUCAAUGUCAGCAAGGAGGCGGGUGACCAGCAGUACCUGAUAAAGUGGAAAGGCUGGUCCCACAUCCACAACACCUGGGAGACGGAGGAGACGCUCAAGCUGCAGAACGUCAAGGGCAUGAAGAAACUGGAUAACUUCAAGAAGAAGGAAUCGGACAAGCGGAAAUGGUAAGAUAAGAAAUGCUUAAUUGGUUUGUCAAUCAUCAGCGUAUUCACAGUCACGAAAAAAGAAAAUCAAUAAUGAAAAAGGUAAAAACAUCAGAAGUCAACUGUCCGAUGGUGAGGUGGCCUUGGCUAUUGGUGAAAGAGGCAUUUUUGUGUUUUUGGGAUAAGAGUUUGACUAGGUACAGUGAGGGAACAAAGUAUUUGAUCCCCUGCUGAUUUUGUAUGUUUGCCAACUGACAAAGAAAUGAUCAGUCUAAUUUUAAUGGUAGGUUUAUUUGAACAGUGAGAGACAGAAUAAAGAACAAAAAAAUCCAGAAAAACGCAUGUCAAAAAUGUUAUACAUUGAUUUGUAUUUUUAAUGAGGGAAAUAAGUAUUUGACCCCCUCUCAAUCAGAAAGAUUUCUGGCUCCCAGGUGUCUGUUAUACAGGUAACUAGCUGAGAUUAGGAGCACACUCUUAAAGGGAGUGCUCCUAAUCUCAGUUUUUUACCUGUAUAAGACACCUGUCUACAGAAGCAAUCAAUCAAUCAGAUUCCAAACUCUCCACCAUGGCCAAGACCAAAGAGCUCUCCAAGGAUGUCAGGGACAAGAUUGUAGACAUACACAAGGCUGGAAUGGGCUACAAGACCAUCGUCAAGCAGCUUGGUGAGAAGGUGACAAAUGGAAGAAACACAAAAGAACUGUCAAUCUCCCUCGGCCCGGGGCUCCAUGCAAGAUCUCACCUCGUGGAGUUGCAAUGAUCAUGAGAACGGUGAGGAAUCAGCCCAGAACUACACGGGAGGAUCUUGUCAAUGAUCUCAAGGCAGCUGGGACCAUAGUCACCAAGAAAACAAUUGGUAAAACACUACGCCGUGAAGGACUGAAAUCCUGCAGCGGCCGCAAGGUCCCCCUUUCUCAAGAAAGCACAUAUACAGGGCCGUCUGAAGUUUGCCAAUGAACAUCUGAAUGAUUCAGAGGAGAACUGGGUGAAGUUGUGGUCAGAUGAGACCAAAAUGGAGCUCUUUGGCCUCAACUCGCCGUGUUUGGAGGAGGAGGAAUGCUGCCUAUGCCCCCAAGAACACCAUCCCCAGUGUCAAACAGGGAGGUGGAAACAUUAUGCUUUGGGGGUGUUUUUCUGCUAAGGGGACAGGACAACUUCACCGCAUCAAAGGGACGAUGGACGGGGCCAUGUACCGUCAAAUCUUGGGUGAGAACCUCCUUCCCUCAGCCAGGGCAUUGAAAAUGGGUUGUGGAUGGGUAUUCCAGCAUGUCAAUGACCCAAAACACACGGCCAAGGCAACAACGUAGUAGCUCAAGAAGAAGCACAUUAAGGUCCUGGAGUGGCCUAGCCAAUCUCCAGACCUUAAUCCCAUUGAAAAUCUGUGGAGGGAGCUGUGGGUUCGAGUUGCCAAACGUCAGCCUCGAAACCUUAAUGACUUGGAGAAGAUCUGCAAAGAGGAGUGGGACAAAAUCCCUCCUGGGAUGUGUGCAAACCUGGUGGCCAACUACAAGAAACGUCUGACCUCUGUGAUUGCCAACAAGGGUUUUGCCACCAAGUACUAAGUCAUGUUUUGCAGAGGGGUCAAAUACUUAUUUCCCUAAUUAAAAUGCAAAUCGAUUUAAUAAUAUUUUUGACAUGCGUUUUUCUGGAUUUCUUUGUUGUUAUUCUGUCUCUCACUGUUCAUAUAAACCUACCAUUAAAAUUAUAGACUGCUCAUUUCUUUGUCAGUGGGCAAACGUACAAAAUCAGCAGGGGAUCAAAUACUUUUUUCCCUCACUGUAUGGUUUCUCACCAUAUUUUGUUCUUCUCCUCAGGAUUCAAUGUUCUUCACCAGAGGAUGUGGAGUACUUUAACUGUCAACAGGAGCUCAUGGAUGAUUUGCACUCACAAUAUCAGCUGGUGGAGAGGAUAAUUGGUGAGAUGUCCUACUGCUAAGCAUUCCUUCCGUUGUAAAUAGUUUGUGACUCGGACGUAGAAUUGAGAUGUAUAGAGCAGAUUACACUACUACAUGCAAAGUUUAAAAUAUUGUGGUCGUUCUAUAAACAACAUUCUUAAAGUAUCGUCAAAACAUUUUGUUUUGAUUGGGAAUUGCACUUUUUUAACAUGUAUUUUGAUUUGAUCUCACCCAGGGCAUUCGAAUCAGAAGUCGGCGGCAGGUUUCCCGGACUACCUGUGCAAAUGGCAGGGCCUGCCGUAUUCUGAGUGCAGCUGGGAGGACGGAGCCCUCAUCUCCAGAAAGUACCAGAAAAGCAUAGAUGACUACAUGCGCAGAAACCAGUCCAAGUCCAUUCCCUCCAGAGAUUGCAUG